AUGGCAAAAUGUUUUUUUGAAAAAGCAAAAAUAAAAAAAAAUAACAAUAAAAUAGAAAAAAUUGAAGAUGAUCAUAUAAUUUGUGCAGAUAAAGUAGAGACACAGGUCUCUGAUAUAUGAAAAUUAGCCGAAUUAGCAAAGAAAGAAAAACUUUUUUGUUCUCUAACGGGAAGUGGUUUUUUGGGCAAAAAUAGGGAUUUUUUAAAUGGUUUUGUUUGCUCACGGAGGGAGCUAGUGCAAUUUAUAUUGCUUCUUAAAUAA
Messenger RNA from Blepharisma stoltei, 261 nucleotides. The record is from the annotation of a GenBank genome assembly. Lineage: Eukaryota; Ciliophora; Heterotrichea; Heterotrichida; Blepharismidae.